Molecule: messenger RNA, 1685 nt
Organism: Cicer arietinum (chickpea)
Lineage: Eukaryota; Viridiplantae; Streptophyta; Magnoliopsida; Fabales; Fabaceae
Product: protein SHORT-ROOT-like
Source: RefSeq, a predicted model, not a curated record
UGAAAAUGACCCUGUAUAUAAUUUCCAAAACAUACCAUAGUUUUUAAGGAGAAAAGUGGUUGGAAUAAAUUUCUCUCCUCACAAAGAAAAGCAUACCAUAAAGAAAAUUGAAAAGAAUAUGGAGAUAAGUCCUUAUAACACUUCAAAGAAAACAACAAAGUUGAAGUUGAAGAAGCAUCAAAGCAAUAAUCAUAUUGUUCAUCAUCAUGAAGCAUCCAUAGACAUGCAUAGAUCAUCAACAUCUUCAGAUUCUAAUAGUGAAACAUGUCAUGAUCAUGAUCAUGAUCAUGAUCAAGAUGGUAAUAUUAAAUGGUCCUCCAAACUUCUCAAAGAUUGUGCAAAAGCUAUAUCCGAUAGAGAUUCGUUGAAAAUUCACCAUCUUCUUUGGAUGUUAAACGAGUUAGCUUCUCCUUAUGGAGAUUCCGACCAAAAACUAGCUUCAUAUUUUUUACAAGCUCUAUUUUGCAAGGCAACACAAUCAGGUGAAAAGUGUUACAAGACUCUAUCCUCAAUAGCUCAAAAGAAUCACUCUUUUGAUUCAGCUAGAAAAUUAAUACUCAAGUUUCAAGAGGUAAGUCCUUGGACAACUUUUGGACAUGUGGCUUCAAAUGGUGCAAUUUUGGAAGCUUUAGAAGGUGAAACUAAACUUCACAUAAUUGAUAUUAGCACCACCCUUUGUACUCAAUGGCCUACUCUUUUAGAAGCUUUAGCUACAAGAAAUGAUGAAACUCCUCACCUUAAGCUCACACUUGUGGUAAUGAAUUCUAGCAAUAAUGUUGUUAUGAAGGAAAUUGGUCAAAGAAUGGAGAAAUUUGCUAGGUUAAUGGGAGUACCUUUUGAAUUGAAUGUUAUUAGUGGUUUGAAUCAUCUAAGAGAAUUAACAAAAGAGAGACUUGGAGUUCAAGAGGGUGAAGCAAUAGCAUUGAAUUGUGUUGGAGCAAUGAGAAGAGUUGAAUUAGAAGAAAGAGGGGGUGUGAUUAGCAUGUUUAAAUCACUUUGUCCAAAAGUUGUAACAUUUGUUGAGGAAGAAGGUGAUUUUUGUAGCUCAAAGGAUGAUUUUGUGAAAUGUUUUGAAGAGUGUCUUAGGUUUUACACACUUUACUUUGAGAUGUUGGAGGAGAGUUUUCCACCAACAAGUAAUGAAAGGUUGAUGUUGGAAAGAGAGUGUUCAAGAAGCAUAGUUAGGGUUUUGGCUUGUAGUAAUGAAUUUGAUCAUGAAAAUAAUAUUGGUGAUAAUUGUGAGAGAAGGGAGAGAGGAAAACAAUGGUGUAAAAAGCUUAGCAAUGAAUUUUCACCAUAUGGAUUUAGUGAUGAUGUUGUUGAUGAUGUAAAAGCAUUGCUAAAAAGGUACCAAAGUGGUUGGUCACUUGUUGUUCCUCAAGGAGAUGAUAAUCAAACAGGAAUUUAUCUCACAUGGAAGGAGGAGCCAGUUGUUUGGGCAUCAUCAUGGAAACCCUAGCUAUAAUUAAUUAUAUAUAUAUUAUCAUUAUACACAAAACAAUGAAGAGUGUUAAUUAUAAAUUUAAGGAUAUGUUUGGUUUGGUUUGUGUUGAUAGCAAUUUGGAUUGGAUGUAAUAGAAACCAAAAUAUAUUAUAUAUAUGGAUUUUUCUUUUAACUCUCUCUUUUGAUUUUUAUAAUUUGUAAUCUUUCUCAUGUCCAAUCCUUUAAAGAGCUUAGGAGUUUG